Meloidogyne enterolobii is the source of this 653-nucleotide messenger RNA. The record is from the annotation of a GenBank genome assembly. Lineage: Eukaryota; Metazoa; Nematoda; Chromadorea; Rhabditida; Meloidogynidae.
AUGAGUUUAAAAAUAGUUGAGACAUUGGAGAAUUUAAUUAAAACAAUUCCUGAAGUUCAUUCAAUUUUAAUUUUGGAUUCUGAUGGAGUUCCUAUAGUUAGUGCUGGAGAAGAAAUACGAAAUAGAAGUCAAUAUUCUGCUUCAUACAAUACUUUGGUGGAACAGUCAAGAAAGCUUGGGAUGGGGACACAAAAAUAUUGGAUUUUUCGUUAUGAAAUGAGCCAGGUUGUUCUUCUAAGUAUUGACCAAUUUGCCGUUUUUGUUAUGGCUUCUUCAAAUGCAAAUACUGGAAUUUUGUGUGCUUUACCUACACAAUUAAAAUCUGUAUUGGAUGAAUGUUCACAAAUUGUAAAGGAAGUAGCAAAUGGACAAAUUGCACAAAUUGUUGGACAGAGCCCUCGACAAUCCAAAGCUUAUGGAAGAAUCAAAUUUGCCCGUUAAACGAGAACGUCAAGAAGAGGAUAAUGAACAUGGUGAAGUUUGAAGAAGAAGAGAACCUGCUUUGGCUGUUGAAACGAUUUCUUCUACAACCUCUUCCAAUGGUGCAUUGUCAAGUUAGUGCAUUGGCAAAUUCUAUUGGCUUCUGUUCAGGUUUUGGGGUUGGCUCUUUGGGGUUUCCUUGGGUGAGUGUCCCUUUGGGGUUUCUUUGGUUG